Coccidioides immitis RS is the source of this 3464-nucleotide messenger RNA. RefSeq names its product importin beta-2 subunit. The record is from RefSeq and is a predicted model, not a curated record. The transcript is spliced from 4 exons. Gene Ontology annotation, biological process: protein import into nucleus. Bases 367 to 3210 code for a protein of 947 amino acids. Gene Ontology annotation, molecular function: nuclear import signal receptor activity. NCBI's taxonomy places the organism in Eukaryota, Fungi, Ascomycota, Eurotiomycetes, Onygenales, Onygenaceae. Gene Ontology annotation, cellular component: cytoplasm; nucleus.
CCCAAACCCUAUCACAUUUGCGACAUGCUACCAUAUAUACAAUUUUAAUUCUCUCACACAAGCCUACUUUCCUCUCCUUUACAUCACCUGGGAACAUCUGGCUUGGGUUUCUUCUUCUUAUUCUUCUUCUUCUCCAUUCCUUGUUCUCUUUGUGCUCGCUAUUUUCUCUUACAACUGUCCAUAGAUUGUGAAUUUUUGUUUCAGAACUUGUUUGGGUUGCGCUGAGCUAAAGACCCCUCCAGGACCUCUGAGCGUUCUGCCCAUAACCUCCCGGGGCUUAAUACUCGGACCAAACACCAAGAUAUCAUCUUGGGAGCUGAGGUCUUUUCCCAGUGCGCAACCAUCUUACCCUAGGCGUUUUUUUCAAUGCAAAGAGCAGUCCAAUCAGCUAUUGUCAACAUGGCAUGGCAACCAGAGGAGGAACCAUUGAGGCAGCUAGCCGGAUUCCUGAAUGACUCCCUCAAUGGUUUUGAUCAUGCUGUACAGAAACACGCCGAGCAUAUGCUCGCGCAAGCGACAUCAUCACCGGAUUUCGUGAACUAUCUAUCGUACCUCAUCUGCACCGCCCAGGUGCCAUCCGCGAUUGGCUUCGACGCAAACCAGUAUGUCGUAAUCCGAGUAGCUGCCGCGAUGAACCUCAAAACAAAACUGCGCGUGGCGUACGGAACGAUUACUCCGAACAGCCUAGGGUAUAUCCGUUCCUCAUCCAUGGUCGCAUUGCAGGACCCGUCGGGCCAGGUUCGGAACGCAUCAGGCUCGAUAAUAUCAGAGAUGGUGAAACAAGGUGGCGUAUUAUCAUGGCCGACGCUCUUUGAGGAACUCUUGUCGUUGGUCGGCAACUCCACCGGAUCUGUCCCAAUAGUUACUCAAGAGUCGGCCAUGUCCGCCUUGGAGAAGGUAUGCGAGGAUAACCGGAAGAUCCUGGACAGAGACUACCAAGGCCAGCGCCCGCUAAGUAUCAUUCUGCCGAAAUUGAUGGAGUUUACUGCCAGCCCCAGCCCAAAAGUCCGUUCCAUGGCCCUAUCCACCGUCCAGAUGUUUAUCUCCUCUAGACCCGAUGCUCUCAUGGGUGCAUUGGACACCUUUGUCCACGAACUCUUCAAGCUGGCCCAUGAUCAGGACACGGAUGUACGGAAGACAGUGUGCCAGUCAAUUGUGCAGCUUGUCGAUGUCGCCCCGGAUAAACUGGCCCCCCAUAUGGAAGGCUUAGUGAACUAUAUAAUCAUGCAGCAAAAUAAUAUCGAAGACCCGGAGCUCGCGCUCGAUGCAGCUGAAUUCUGGUUGACGGUUGGCGAACAGAAACAGCUGCAGCAGUCCUUAGUGCCGUAUCUCGGAAAAGUCAUUCCUGUUUUACUCCAUAAUAUGAUAUACGAUGAGGAUGAUGCGGCGUUGUUGGCAGGUGAAGAAGACGAUGCCGAGUUCGAAGACAAGGAAGAGGAGUUGAGACCACAAUUUGCGAAGAGCAAAGGUGCAAGGCUACCUGGUUUGAAGAGUGGUGACCAGCCCAACGGUGACGGGAAAGCUGCGCAAGAAGAGGAUGAUCUGAGUGAUGGCGAAAUCGAAGAUGACUCCGACUACGGGGAUGACCCAGAGGAUGAGUGGACCGUGAGGAAAUGCUCGGCCGCUGCUCUCGAUGUUUUUGCCACCGUUUACCAUCAGCCAGUUUUCGAGACUAUCCUGCCUUACCUGAGGGAUAACUUGAAGCACGCCAAAUGGACCAACAGAGAGGCUGCUGUGCUAGCCUUGGGAGCCAUUGCCGACGGUUGCAUGGAUUCGGUGACGCCUCAUCUUCCCGAACUCAUUCCCUACCUUAUCUCUCUUUUGUCUGACCCAGAACCUAUCGUGAGAAAAAUAACGUGCUGGUGUUUAGGAAGAUAUUCUGAAUGGGCGGCGCAUCUAGAGCCGACCGAAAAAGCCCGCUUUUUUGAACCGAUGAUGGAAGGUAUCCUUCAUAGGAUGUUGGAUAACAACAAAAAGGUCCAAGAAGCCGCUGCAUCUGCUUUCACAAGUUUGGAAGAAAAGUCCGAUGCCAACCUGAUACCUUACUGCCAGCCCAUUCUCCGCCAAUUUGUGUUGUGCUUCCAAAAGUACAAGGAUCGCAAUAUGUACGUUCUAUACGAUUGUGUGCAGACACUGGCCGAAUCUGUGAUGUCGGAGCUCGCUAAACCCGAACUCGUUGAAAUAUUGAUGCCGGCCCUCAUCGAGAGAUGGCACAAGGUGUCGGAUCAAUCCAGAGAACUUUUCCCGCUUCUUGAAUGUUUAGGAUACAUUGCCUCUGCAUACGGAGAUGCGUUCUCUCCAUUCGCGCCUCCAAUCUUUGCCAGAUGUAUCAAGAUCCUGUACGAAAAUAUUCAGGAAUACAUCAAUGCAGUCAAUAACGCAACCGGCGACGAACCAGACAAGGACUUUUUGGUAACCAGCUUGGAUCUCCUGAGCUGUAUCAUCCAGGCGACCGAUCCUCAGAAGAGCGGAGAGCUUGUCGCAAACUCACAGCCACGGUUCUUUGACCUUCUUUGCUACUGUUUGCAAGACCCCAACGGUGAAGUCAGGCUUUCAUCUUAUGCUUUACUUGGGGACUGUGCAAUCAACCUUUUCCCUCACCUCCAACCGUUCCUCCCGACGAUUAUGCCAGUUCUCAUCAAACAGCUUGAUUUGGAUUUGAUACGGGACGAUGACUCGGCGAGUGGCCUUAGUGUGAUCAAUAACGCGUGCUGGGCGUGUGGUGAAAUCGCCAUACACGCCAAGGCCGCCAUGGCGCCGUAUUUGGAGAGUCUAUAUCAAGCUUUUGCUAUAAUCAUGAGCAAUGAAGAGGUGCCUGACUCGGUGAACGAAAACGCAGCUAUCGCCCUUGGACGACUCGGAUCUGGUUGCCCGGAGCAACUUGCCCCACAUCUUGCACGCUUUGCUGAGAUGUUUCUCCGGGCUAUGUCCAAAGUUGAAUUCACGCGGGAGAAGUCCAGUUCGUUUUUGGGGUUCAAUCAAGUGGUCCAGCAGAACCCCAAAGCGAUGGAGAGCUGCCUCGGAGAGUAUUUCCAUGCUAUCGCACUGUUCCCUAUGAAGUCGCUAAGUCAGCCCGAGUUCACCAGCUUACAACAUUCCUUUCAACAGGUGCUACAAGGUUAUAAGAGCCUGAUACCGGAUUUCAACGCCUUCCUUUCGUCAUUACCGGUCAACGUCACACGGAAACUUCAAUCGAGUUAUCAAUUAUAGUGAAAAUAAAAUAAUGCGACCAAAAGGGCACAAGGCAGUCUAGAUAUUAAUUUCCCUUUGUGCCUGUUGAUAUUGCAUGAACCUUUGCUUUCUCUGAAUAUGUUUUCAAUCAUGGGGAGAGAAAAGAAGAUCCAUAUGAAACGGCCUGGGAUUUAUGAUGUAUGUUUUGGAUUUCUCACUUCGCUAGGCAUUGUAGAUACAAUGAUGACAAGGAGCUGGAAAUGAGGUCAUCCUGAGUGCAGUUGAAACAUUCC